Molecule: messenger RNA, 441 nt
Organism: Ilex paraguariensis (yerba mate)
Lineage: Eukaryota; Viridiplantae; Streptophyta; Magnoliopsida; Aquifoliales; Aquifoliaceae
Source: the annotation of a GenBank genome assembly
AUGUCAUAUUUAAGCUUCAGUAAGGAUCAGAGUUUUUAUUUUGGUGCAGAUCAUGAUCUCUUCGGACAACAUGCUAUCUUUGCUGAAAAUACAGCUGUAUCAUCUGCUAGUCAUCCUUGCCCAUAUAUCGCUUACUUUGGACCAGUUCACCCCUCGUCCUCAAAUUUCAGUGGAAGUAUUUCAGAUGGUUCUAAUUUCAACAGUCAAUGGAGUGCUGCGUCAGUUACAAGUGAGAUGCCCACUUCUUAUGGUUUUCCUACCGCAGAUGUCAGUUAUCAUGGUUGGGAGCACCAGUCCUCUGCCUUCCCUACAAUGAGUAGUCCCCUUGGUGGUGCUGAUCAGCCCUCAGCUCCAUCUGUGACUCAUAGGGCGACUAGGGCCAAUCCUGAUGUUCCAAGAUCAGGAUCUUUUUUGCAUCCAUUCCUUGUUGGGCACAGGUAA